ACGCCGUCGCACUCAUGGAACCCUUUUCCUUUGCCAGCUCUCUGGAUCUGGACCUACCCGUCCACGUCAGGAUCAACAACUUAGACGGCCACCAGAAGCCCAUACCCUUCUCCACUCUGCUGAGGAACCCGGAGCUGCGUCACAGAGGCUCGAACUUGAGCCCGCACUCGGAACUCUUCGUCACAGCGCAGCUAUGGGCCGAGAGCAAACCGCUCACCGUCCCGGUCCAGACAAGCUACAAGGUCUUCAAGACCGCCCGCGUUUGGAAUGAAUGGAUCACUUUGCCCAUCAACUAUGCCACCCUGCCGCAAUCUUCACAACUCGCCAUGACCGUCUGGGACCUCUCACCGGUUGAUGUUGAGGGCACACAAUUCCACACCGUACCUUUCGGAGGCACAACCAUACCGCUCUUUGACAAGGACAACACUCUUCAAAAGGGCAAACAGCGAUGUCGCUUACACCGCAACAAAGCAGCAGAUGGAUUGUCGUCCUCCACUACCCCAUACGUCAUACCACCUCGUCGUCGCGAUCGGCGUAAUGGAAAGGCUGCACAGGGAACAACGGAUGACCGAGUAUCGGAAAUGGAGAGACUGGAGGCGCUCAUGAAAAAGCACGAAAUGGGGGAGAUUGCCGAGAACAGGUGGCUCGACCAGAUGGUCUUCAGGAAGAUGGAGCAGCUGGAGCGCAGCAGUUUCAAGACUGUGCCCAAAUUUGGACGCACGCCGAAGGCUGCCUCGCAGACCGACGGUGCUACGGGUUCGGAUGACACCGAGGAUUCAAGUUCCGAGGAGACUGAGGAGGAAAAGUUCUUCCUUUACGUGGAAUUCCCGCGAUUUGACCAUCCCAUCGUCUUUACCGAUUGCGAAUAUCCGGCACCGCCCGUUUCAACACUACAACAAUCGUCAUCGUUGUCAGACGUGAUGCUGAAACCUCCACCAGAAGUGUCAUUUGGACCUGGUAUAAAUGGCGAAGAUGACCCGGAAGUUGGCAGGAUGGUGAGGAUCUUCGAUCCAGAGGUUGGCAUCAGAGAAAAUCCGGCAGAGAACAAGCACAGAAGGCUGGUCCGUAGCCACCGGACUGGAGUUCUAGACCGCGACCUGAAGCCAAACGCGAAGAUACGUGACGAGCUCAAUGUUAUUAUGUCGUACGGACCCACCCAUGAGCUAAACCCGGAAGAAAAGGAUUUGGUGUGGAAGUUCAGGCAUCAUCUUACGAGAGACAAACGGGCUCUAACCAAAUUUGUAAAAUCAGUGUCCUGGAAUGACCAGAGCGAAGCACGACAGGCGGUCCAGAUCCUACCCAAAUGGACCGAAAUCGACGUCGACGACGCUUUGGAGCUCCUCGGACCAACUUUCGACAAUCCAGCAGUUCGUGCGUAUGCCGUGGAUCGAUUACGCAAAGCCGACGAUGAGGAGCUCCUCAUGUAUCUGCUUCAGCUGGUUCAGGCAUUGAAGUUUGAGCCCACUCAGCCCGAAUCAAAUGACGAAACUGUUCCAGAUUCAUCGCUUGCUCAAUUCUUAAUCACACGUGCGGCAAACAACCUACACCUGGGUACUUUCUUACAUUGGUACCUUAUGGUUGAGUGCGAUGACCGUAGCCCUGAACAGGGCCAGGAGCAUCGCAAGCUCUUCGCCAAAGUGGAGUAUGACUUCAUGGCUACCCUCAUGGAAACCCCGAGCGGCCCUGAGAGGCGCAAGACGCUUCUUCGUCAAGGAGAGCUCAUUACGGUUCUGUCCAAGAUCUCUAAAGACGUCCGUUUCUCAAGAGAGGAUAGGCCGCGUAAGAUUGAGCGAUUAAAGCGCUUCCUUGCAGAACCGAAGAACGAGCUUUUGUCGUUUGAUCCUCCACUGCCGCUGCCUCUGGAUCCUACCGUGGAAAUUGUAGGAUGUUUUCCGGACGAUUGCAAUGUAUUCAAAUCUUCGUUGUAUCCGCUCCUGAUUAACUUCAAGACCUCUGCCGGGGUCAAGUACCCUGUCAUCUUCAAGUCAGGCGACGAUCUACGACAAGACCAGCUCGUUAUUCAAAUCAUCACAUUGAUGGACCGCCUUUUGCGCAAGGAAAAUCUUGAUCUCAAACUCUCGCCGUACCGCAUUCUCGCCACGUCGACGACAGCGGGAGCUGUGCAGUUCGUCCCCAGCACCUCUCUCGCAGCAGCCGUCACCAAGUACAAAGGCCAAGGUAGCAUUCUGUCGUAUUUGCGUGCGAACAACCCGGACGAAAGCGCUCCACUGGGCGUACGCAAAGAGGCAAUGGACACGUACGUCAAGUCAUGUGCCGGCUACUGUGUGAUUACAUAUUUGUUGGGAGUUGGCGACCGCCACUUGGACAACCUGCUGCUCGCUCCUGAUGGUCACUUCUUCCACGCCGAUUUUGGUUAUAUCCUUGGACGCGACCCGAAGCCGUUCGCGCCGCUCAUGAAGCUUGAUAACCUCAUGAUUGCGGGCAUGGGCGGGCCUACGUCACCAAACUACACAGCGUUCAAGAACUACUGCUUUACGGCAUACACGACGCUGCGCAAGUCAUCGAGCUUGAUACUGAACCUGUUCAGCCUGAUGCGCGAGGCCAACGUGCCCGAUAUCAAGAUUGAACGAGAUAAGGCGGUGUGGAAGGUACAGGAGCGCAUGUGCCUGGACAUGUCGGAAGAGGAGGCGAUCCGCCACUUUGAGGGCUUGAUCCAGGAUUCGGUAACGGCAGUCAUGCCGGUGGUUAUUGAUCGCCUGCAUGGAUUAGUCCAGCACUGGCGGGCAUAGGGGCUGCGCGAAGCGUCUGCAGGAAGCAUUCGACAUGCAAAGGGACAGGCUACGUGCUUUUCUCUGGAAUGCUGGAGAGAACCUUCGGUAUCUAUCCCAGUUUCAAGCUUGAACUCAAUCAUGAAGGUCAUGAAGAUGCGGCGUUAGGGGCUUUGUAUGAAGUUGAAUGUUUAACGAACCAGCAAACAGGAGCAAUGCUGAUCGACUUUCGCCGCC
Aplosporella prunicola CBS 121167 is the source of this 2966-nucleotide messenger RNA. RefSeq lists its product as uncharacterized. The record is from RefSeq and is a predicted model, not a curated record. The transcript has 4 exons. NCBI's taxonomy places the organism in Eukaryota, Fungi, Ascomycota, Dothideomycetes, Botryosphaeriales, Aplosporellaceae. The coding region runs from base 15 to 2750 and encodes 911 amino acids. Gene Ontology annotation, biological process: endocytosis; phosphatidylinositol-mediated signaling; autophagy of peroxisome. Gene Ontology annotation, molecular function: 1-phosphatidylinositol-3-kinase activity. Gene Ontology annotation, cellular component: peroxisome; phagophore assembly site; cytoplasm.